UUACAUAUACCGCGAGUAUGUUAUAGUCAUGGUAAUUUUCCAUUUUUAAUUGUUAACCUAUAAGUAAUAGCAGAGUCCAAUAACCCGCAGUCGGCGGGCGCGGCUUGAUUAAUCAUUAUCGCAUGAUUAAUAGAAUCAGAUACAUAUCAAAAAAGUCAGUGUCAAGAAAAUCAAUAUGUCCAAAACGUUCAUGUACUUUGCGUACGGCAGCAAUCUGCUGACAAAACGCCUGCACGUUCAGAAUCCGUCGGCUGUUAAACGCGGAUGUGGUAAAUUAAAAGAUUUUCAGCUCGAUUUUAAUUACUACUCAAAGAGAUGGAAAGGGGCCGCAGCAACAAUUGUGCCCAAAGAGGGCGCUUAUGUCUGGGGCGCUAUUUAUGAAAUCGACAACGAGCACAUUCCGUCUUUAGAUAAUCAAGAGGGAGUUCAUGAUAACGUCUAUUUCCCAUUGGAAGUUGACGUGGAGACGCUCGAAGGUGCAUUCACCAAGUGUCGUGUUUAUCAACAGUGCAACAAUCCCCCAGCUUGUGAUAAUCUUGCUAAUCUCCCAGACGAUCGCAAACCUUCAGCGGUGUACUUGAAUCUUAUCAGGCGCGGCGCUGUCGAGUCUAAUUUACCUGAAGAUUAUGUUAAGUUUUUACACAACAUUGCUGAUAAUGGAUAUGAUGGAGAGGUAGAUGUUAAAAUGAACAUCACUUAAGUGAUACGGUGAUAAUAUAAAUGUUUACAAUAGUAUUUUAUGUUUCUUGUAUGUUAUUUUUAAUUUGAAUGUAUUUUUUAUUCAAACGUC
Messenger RNA from Dalotia coriaria, 790 nucleotides. Its product is annotated as gamma-glutamylcyclotransferase-like. The transcript has 3 exons. Lineage: Eukaryota; Metazoa; Arthropoda; Insecta; Coleoptera; Staphylinidae. The coding region runs from base 176 to 700 and encodes 174 amino acids. Gene Ontology annotation, molecular function: gamma-glutamylcyclotransferase activity. The record is from RefSeq and is a predicted model, not a curated record.